Messenger RNA from Tupaia belangeri chinensis (Chinese tree shrew), 1780 nucleotides. It is a transcript of the gene DOHH, whose product is annotated as deoxyhypusine hydroxylase. The record is from RefSeq and is a predicted model, not a curated record. Gene Ontology annotation, molecular function: deoxyhypusine monooxygenase activity. Gene Ontology annotation, biological process: peptidyl-hypusine biosynthetic process. NCBI's taxonomy places the organism in Eukaryota, Metazoa, Chordata, Mammalia, Scandentia, Tupaiidae.
CGCCCCUCGUGCGUGCACUUGCCCUCUAAGGGCUGCCCACACCGAGGGGUUCCCAGGUUCUGCCCUGGAGGGGGCCAGGUGGACCUCUUGCCUCUCCGAGCAGAGCCUGUGUCGGGCGCCCCCCCGGAAGGUGGGGCGCCCCGGGAAGAUGUGCCGCGGGCUCCCCUGUACCAGUGGGUGCUGGGGAGGGUUGGAUCAGAGAAGGCGGGGUCCGAGCAGAGGAAAACCAAAGACGCGAGUGUCAGUAGUUUUUAAUCCAAUUAAUUCAUUGUUAUUAUUCAAUUUGACCACAGAGAGAGUGAGAAAGCAAGGUGCCAGGUCCAGGACUCGAACCGCAGUCGGCCCUGUGGGAGUCCAGCACUGUCACCACCAUACCACCUGCCCGCCUGGGUGUCAGUGCUUUACUCGAGCGAAGAGACCAGAGGCUGGGAGACCCUUGCCUCACUUCAGGCCUCCCCUGGAGCCCUCCAGCCUCUGCUCUCUCCACUUUACGUGGCUGGCCAGCUGCCUUGGCCACAGGCUUCGACUCCCAGGAGCUGAGGUCUCUGGGGACAAGGUGGCAGUGCAGAGUCCUCUCCAGGGUCUGGCGGGAGGCAGGCUCCUGGGGCCCGUCCACCCUUGGGGCAAGUGACUGUUCAUUUGCGCAGGACAAGACGCGGCGUUUCCGUGGUCCCUGGCGGCCUGCCAGCGCACACACUCCUGCGUCUGUGGUCUCUGGCAAGGUGUCACUCUUUGAAGUCCACCUGUGCUUACCCGGCUGCACCUCCCUCGUUAAGCCCAGGCUGACGCCAGCGGGGACGCCAACACAGGCCGCCCGGCUGCCAUAACCAGCACGGCACCGCCCAGGUUCUCUACACCCGAGUCCCAGGCGUAGCCCAAGCGGGGCUGCAGAAAGCCCGGCCACCAGCAGGAGGCAGCGGCAGGCACCAUGGUGACGGAGCAGGAGGUGGAGGCCAUCGGGCAGACACUGGUGGACCCUGGGCAGCCCCUGCAGGCCCGCUUCCGGGCGCUCUUCACGCUGCGGGGGCUGGGCGGCCCGGGCCCCAUCUCCUGGAUCAGCCGGGCCUUCGGCGACGACUCCGCCCUGCUCAAACAUGAGCUGGCCUACUGCCUGGGCCAGAUGCAGGACCCGCGGGCCAUCCCCGUGCUGGUGGGCGUGCUGCAGGACAGCCGCCAGGAGCCCAUGGUGCGCCACGAGGCAGGGGAGGCCCUGGGGGCCAUCGGGAACCCCGAAGUUCUGGAGCUCCUGAAGCAGUAUUCCAGCGACCCGGUCACCGAGGCGUGGUGCGCGAGAGCUGCGAGGUGGCCCUGGACAUGUACGAGCACGAGAACGCGCCCGCCUUCCAGUACGCCGACGGCCUGGAGCGCCUGCGCGCCGCGCCCUCCUAGGCCCGCCCGGAGCCGGGACCCCGCUAGGCCAGACUGCUGGGGGGGCAGGGGCUGUAACCCUUGCUGUGUUCAGCCCGCCUGCCCCCCCACCUCCCACCUUCCCCACCUUUCCCCUGCUUCCGCAUCUCCUCCAGGCCCAUCUGAAGCCCCCAGGGCCAGCACAGGACUGGGCGCAGGGUUCUAGGCGCACGGCUGGAAGGGCUGGGCCUGCCCUGCUGUGGGUGUCCAGGGAGGGAACGUUCCGGGAGCGGGGGCGGUGACUGGUUCAUGAAGGUGAGGACCCGAGGCCUCUAACCCUGUACCCCCUGGGAGCUGGGUGGUCCCUGCAUGGGCUGGGUAGGGGGGCAGGCCUCCGCCCAUGUGGAAUAUUAAAUUAUUUUUGCCAAGUGCG